CGCAGAUUUGACUUGCAGUCACAUCACGUUAAAAUGUCACGAAGCUAAAUAAAAAAAGCAGUUAUUGUCCAAAAGAGGAGCUUCUCGGAAACUUCGGGAUGGUCUACCUGGAGGAGAUUUCUGCAUUCGUGGCGAGCGCCAGUGUCCUCACAGUCAUCAAGAUUGUCAUCACCGUGUUCCUUGUUGCAGCAACAAUCAUCCUGCGGAAGCGCCUUCGUAGCCUUCGACCACCUGAAGCUGUAGAUCGUGCCACAUCAAAAGGAGAUGCUGAUGCGCCUCACGAUGAGACGGAGGAUGAGGGCUGUGGCCAGGAGUUGGGGCUCAUGGGGCAGCUGAAGUCGGCAAAAUUGCGUGAGAUGGAGAAGAGGAUGUCGGAAGAGCAGAAAACCAAAGAAAAUGAAGUGCAGCAACAGCAACUGGCGGCAAUUUUUGAGCUACUAAAGAAGCAACAGGAAGAACUGAAAGCCGAAGAGCUCACACAGGAGGACUUUAAAGAUCAACUAAAGCUCUAUCGUUGAAUUUUCAUUCCUGCUAUGGUGAGGAGAAGCUUCAUCAUUCGUGCUUCCUGGCAUUUCUCGUAUUAAUCUCCUCCUGCGUGAGGAUGACGUCCGCAUGUGGCACCAACUAAUUUAAAUCUAUACAACACUCUCCAUAUGCAAGUCUUCAGGAGAUGGAUGUUCUUCGUUUUUUUUUUUAUUAUUUAAAAUCAACUUUUAAGAGUAAAAUGACGAAAUUUCAUAA
Messenger RNA from Lutzomyia longipalpis, 741 nucleotides. RefSeq names its product matrix-remodeling-associated protein 7. The record is from RefSeq and is a predicted model, not a curated record. Lineage: Eukaryota; Metazoa; Arthropoda; Insecta; Diptera; Psychodidae. Bases 99 to 518 code for a protein of 139 amino acids. The transcript has 3 exons.